Lichtheimia ornata is the source of this 627-nucleotide messenger RNA. Its product is annotated as Ras-like protein 3. Gene Ontology annotation, molecular function: GTPase activity; GTP binding; GDP binding. Lineage: Eukaryota; Fungi; Mucoromycota; Mucoromycetes; Mucorales; Lichtheimiaceae. Gene Ontology annotation, biological process: signal transduction. Bases 1 to 627 code for a protein of 208 amino acids. The record is from RefSeq and is a predicted model, not a curated record. Gene Ontology annotation, cellular component: plasma membrane. The transcript is spliced from 6 exons.
AUGUCGAAUGCUUCAUUCCUGCGAGAGUACAAGAUUGUCAUUGUCGGUGGAGGCGGUGUUGGCAAGUCGGCUCUUACCAUUCAGUUUAUUCAAUCGCACUUUGUGGACGAGUAUGACCCCACUAUCGAAGACUCGUAUCGCAAGCAAUGCGUGAUUGAUGAUGAAACGGCUCUUUUGGAUGUCUUGGAUACGGCUGGUCAAGAGGAAUACAGUGCCAUGCGUGAGCAAUACAUGCGAAAUGGUGAAGGCUUUAUCCUUGUCUACUCUAUCACAUCCCGUUUAUCUUUUGAAGAAAUCAGUACCUUCUUUGAACAAAUUCGACGUGUAAAGGACCGCGACUCUUUCCCCAUGGUGCUUGUCGGCAACAAGUGUGAUCUCGAAUCCGAACGACAGGUGUCAAGUCAAGAGGGCCGUGAUCUUGCAAAGACAUUUGGAUGCCCGUUUAGUGAAACGUCAGCCAAACAACGUAUCGGCGUGGAUGAAUCAUUCUAUGAUGUGGUACGCGAAAUCCGCCGGAUGAACAAGGAUCAAGAAGCACGCGUCAAAGGAGGUGCUGGUUAUCGGGACAAUUUCGAGAUGGAAGAGGGCCAUGGUAGUGGCGGCUGUUGUGGAUGUACACUCAUGUGA